Homarus americanus (American lobster) is the source of this 6542-nucleotide messenger RNA. RefSeq lists its product as uncharacterized. The transcript has 6 exons. Gene Ontology annotation, molecular function: DNA binding; DNA-binding transcription factor activity, RNA polymerase II-specific. Bases 200 to 6151 code for a protein of 1983 amino acids. Gene Ontology annotation, cellular component: nucleus. The record is from RefSeq and is a predicted model, not a curated record. Gene Ontology annotation, biological process: regulation of DNA-templated transcription. Lineage: Eukaryota; Metazoa; Arthropoda; Malacostraca; Decapoda; Nephropidae.
CACGUGGUACAAAUGGAGAACAUGCAGGCGGAGCUCGCCACCUUGUAGAGAGAGUGGAAGCUUUUCAAGCUACACGUGUGCGAUUUAGCAUUCCAAGUGUAUAAGAAGCGUGCAUGAGUAAUCAAGGAAGAUGAUUGUGAUUGAGAGGGAUGAGGGAUCUUCCGAUCAACUACCAGCUGCAGAUCUGAGUUAAGAAAUAAUGGAUUUAACUCCUGAUCUGAUUUUGGAUGAAUUCAGCCUGGAGCAACAGAUAAUGGAGUUUAAUGAAACAAAUCAACUCCUUGAUUUAUUAAAGUUAAACACGGAGAAAACAAGUGAAGAGGGGAAGUUACAUACAAUGGCCAGUAAUGCCCCUGGCUUGGUGUUGGAUGAUGAUCAUUUAGAAUCAACUGAAACUCUUCUUAAUGAUCUUAUCCAUAGUGUGUGUGGUGUAGAGACUCACUCUUCUAAAGUCAUACCUCCUAAAACAGAGGGUAAUAAUACAAUUAAUGAUGCAAAAUGUGAUAUAGUAAAGGCAACAACCUCCACAACAGGUAGCAAUGAGUCACCGAGACUCCACUUCCAGUUAAGUGAUAAUAUGAAGAAAGGGCUGUCUAUGCUGGCCUUUCCCUCUAAAAAGACCACUACUCGAAAGAAGGCCACAGCAUCCCGCACCACCUCAAAUUCUAGAAUUACAAUAGGUGAAGCCUUAGAGAAAGCACAGGAUGCAAGGAAAAGUAUAUCCAGUGUUAUAAAAGGAGUGGGGCAACCAGAGAAUAUUGAGGGAGCCAUAUCUUCAGAUCCUGCAGUCCAACAUCUUCCCUUGGGCAGUUCUGUGGUAAUUGGGUCAGUACCACCAGGGAAGACGAGGAUGGAUACAGGGGUGGAGAUGGGGCUUUCAGGGAAGACUGGUGUGACCAUGAGGGUCACUGUUGGGGAAAAAGAGAACUGGAGAAACACUACCACAGAACCAGCUCACAGUGUCCCAGCUUCUCCAAUUGAAGGUCCUCAUAAUGACCAGCAAGUUAGCAUGUCUACCUCAAGCACUGAAGGUAAGAGAGUGCCACUGGCAGGCAAGGCUAAAUCCUCUGCAACAACCAGAAUUAAGCUGUCAGCCAGGAUGUGGGAGCUCCUAAGAUUUACCUUCAUACAUGAACACUUUCCAACAUCUGUCCACAUGGCACGGCUGGCCAAAAUGAUGGGAGUGCAAUGGUCACAAGUCAGAAACUGGUUCACUGAUCGCCGUGUGGAAAAUAAGAGAAGUGGUAUAUUUCCCCGAGAUAAAGUUCUCUUAUGCUGUCCGUACUGUGAGGUCUCCCUGGAAAGCGAAGCAGAUCAGAAGAAUCAUCUGUUCUCAAAACAACAUGUUCGAAAGGUUCUAGGGCCAGAAUUCAAUGGUGGAAAUGCUGCAGAAGCUAUCAAAUGGAAGAAGCUUCCCAACGACAUAAAUGCUGUCAGUAAGUCGUCAGGAGCAAGAGUGCUGGCUGUUGGUUAUGCCAGCACUGCAGGAAAUGAAACUCUACUGGGCCCUGAAGAUGGUCAGUCAGAUGCACCUAAAAAAUUAAUGGAUGCAUUAGAUGUUUCAAAUGAAGUUAAAUUAAAAAGGCUCCAAAAACGUUGGAAAGAAUCGGUGUUACUUCAGAGUGAGAGGGAGCAAGAUGCAAAGUGGAGUGCCUCAGGAACACCUUUGAAUAAGAAACCUGUUGAGAUCAAAGGUGGUAAUGAUAAAGGGGAAGAAAAGAAAGACGAACAAAGCGUUCUGUUUAUUAAGAUGGAAGAUGGGGAGGAAAGAUUUGUGAAAAAUGUAAGUGAUGAUUACAGUCAGUCCAGUGCAGAAAUAUUAGAUUCAGAAAAUUUUUUGGUCAACAACAAAAGUGUUUCUGUUUCUACAACUGUGAGUAGUAACAUUCCUUUAGUCGGCCUUGGUGACCCGUGUUCUAGUAAAAGUGAGAAUCUUGGGUGCCAAAAUGUGUGUGAUUCUGUCAACAUAAAAUUGAAUGAUGUUCCUAACACCACGUUGGCUCGUAAAAGAAAAUUAUCACACGAAGGAGAAAAUAUUGAUAAUGGUAAAUAUGCUGAAAGUUCAAAAUUACCAAGAGCCCUGCUAAAAGAGCCCAAAAUUGAAAAAGAUUCUGGUUUUGAGGAAGUUAGAAAAAAUAUGAGUACUGAUGCUAUAUGCAAAGUAAGUAACCGUCAAGACCAGGAGAAAAAAAUCACUGCUUCACCUGUGAGAGUGACUGAGCAGCCCACACUUAAUGCAAGUUCCACUAAUCCCAGAAAUAUAACCCCUUUGUUUAGUCAGUCUUUACUGGAUGUUUCAAGACUAGGAACUAAAGUCCCAGAAAGUUCUUAUAGUAAUACAAACUUCCAACAGGUAUACUCCAGAAAGACACACACUGUACGAGUAUCAUACUCUGGCUCGCCCCACGUCAGAUCUCUCAGAGGUAUCAAGCAUUCAUUAGAUGAGACAGCAGUUCUUGGAUAUCAGUGCCCAACAUGCUCAAAAAUUUUUCAGACAGAGUGGCAAAUGUUAAAGCAUAGCCUUACUCACUGCAGGUAUCUGUGUGACAUAUGUGAGCAAAAAUUUACAUCGGAAAAUAUGCUGAAGCGUCACAUACAUGCUCAUCUUACUGGUGCAUAUGAAGAUGAAAAAUACUAUUGUCGGUUUUCUUGUAAAACUUGUCACAGCCUUGUAUGUGAAUGUUAUGAACCAAUUUACUGCAAACCGAGGGAAAUGCCUAAGGGAUAUACUAGGCCACAGAAAGCAAGAAGAUCAAAGAAAACAUUCAUUAGUAAACCCAAUUCUGCCCCCAAUGAUCAUCUCAUUGUUACAGUAGGAGAAUACAAGAAAUUCGUUAACAAUCCUUCUGGUUUAGGGAAUGUCAGAAGUGCAAGACAGGGGGCUCAUGUACAAAAAAAAUCAAGUACAGUGCCAGGAAAGUCCAGUAUCCAUCCUACACAGAAACUGCAGAUACGAAGUAACGUUGAAGAAAGAGCUUGCAAAGAAACUGAUGUAAAGCACACAAAACUUCACGUCGAUGUAAAGCACACGAAACUUCACGUUGAUGUAAAGCACACGAAACUUCAUGUUGAGCCAAAGGAAUGUGAGAGUCAGGACAAUGCAAAGCAAACUACUGUAUCAGUAAGCAGUCCAAAAGAUACAGCUCAGACAUUCAUAUCUAACAUUGUGACUAGUAUAAAAAUUGAACCAGUUGCUUCUUCCAUAUCAGAAGAUAUUAUUAUUGAAGAGGAAUUCGAUGGCCCAAACAGGGGUAGGAGAACAGGUAGCCGUAGAAGAUCCAGCAAAUUAUCAAGUAAUUUUAUAUAUAAAGAUACCGAUUUUUAUUAUAUGUGUGAAAUGUGUGAUGCGAGUUUCUUGUCCAAGGCAGAAUUGAGCGAGCACAUGUUCUUCCAUAGACUUAAGUCACGCAGCCGUAGGGGGGAGAAGAGAGGUACACCUGGCACGGCAGAAGAAGAAAGAGAAGAAGUUUUGAAGAGAUUAAAAGUAGAAGAGCUCCAAAACAGUGAGGAAGUUGAGACUAUUAAUGUGGGAGGGUUUGAAAGGUUUAAAUGCCCCAUGUGUAAAGGACAUUUUGAAUCAGUACCAGAUUUGAAUAGGCACAGGACCCAAGCCCAUAAGGGCGUUGAUACAGAUAUAUCACUUGAUGAAAAGGUUCCAGUUCGAUGUGCUGAAGUGUUCCAAUGUACCUACUGUGAAAAAUUUUAUCGCCGGGAACGAGAACUGCGGAGGCAUCUCAAGCAUGAUUGUGUCAGAGCCCCCAAAUACCUAAAAUCUAAACUAUCUUUGGGUGUUACACUCAGUUAUCUAGAAAAUAUGGGAGAUGGACCACACUAUCGAAUGGUUAAGAGAAAUCAAGAUGAAAAUCUAACAAUUGAUUCAUCUCCUACAAAAACUCCUCCCAAAGUAGCUCAGAGAGGACCCAUUACUUGUAAAUAUUGUAAUUUAGUAACAAGGAGAGAAGCUGAAAUGAAAAGGCAUGUUUGGAAGUACUGUUCAAAAGUUCCAAAGGAUAUUGUGAAACGAUUCAAAGAGGGUGCCACUUUAGCAGAGCUAGGCUUUGUAUUUUGCAAUGAAAAAUUCGAAUCGCCAGAAAAGUCCUCUCCAAUUUCUGACUCAUCACCAAAUGAAAAGGAGAAAUUCUCUUCAAUACCUGUGUGUGAAAUAUUAUCUUCAUCACCUGUGUCACAGGUAACUUCAACUCCAUCAGUAUCUUCAUCACCUGUGUCACAGGUAACUACAACUCCUUCAGUAUCUUCACCUGUGUUGCAGGUAACUACAACUCCUUCAAUAUCUUCACCUGUGUCGCAGGUAACUACAACUCCAUUAGCAUCUUCAUCACCUGUGUCACAGGUAACUACAACUCCUUCAGUAUCUUCACCUGUGUCGCAGGUAACUACAACUCCUUCAAUAUCUUCACCUGUGUCGCAGGUAACUACAACUCCAUCCUCUGAUUCCCAAGCUACCAUACCCGUGUCCAGUCCAAUGCUAGCAUUACCAUUACCAAUGGUAUCAUUUUCCAAAUCAAAAGAGCCUUUGGUGUGUUCUUAUUGUGGCAUAUGGUAUUUCCGAGAGGUGGCUAUUCUGAAGCACAUGAAGGAACGAUGUAUCCGACUACCACUUAUUGAAAGAGAGCUUUUGAAAAAUGGAGGUCGGCUCUGCAAUGUGCUUCACAAAGAGAAUGAAGUAAACGAAUCUUCUGAACUGUGUAAAGCAGUAUAUAAAAAGGUUGAAGUGCCUAAGAAUUUGCCAGAUUCUGUUCAAGAUUCCUUACAACAAAACUUAGACUCUUCAUCCACAGACAUUAUGGGGACAAGAGUGGAAGCUAAAGCGAGUGAUGAAGGCAAGAAAGAGGAAGAUUCUACAGCAAUAAGUGAAGUACAAACACCUGUUCCCGUGACUCCGGCACCAGCUACACCAACUACAGGACGAGGCAGACCAGGACCAAACAAAAGAGGCACAAGAUGUCGAAGAUGUCAUGAAACCUUCAAAACACCGGAUGCAGUUCUUGCACAUAGUAGUGUACACCAUGGACCAAAGAAGGGCUUUUAUAAGUGUAAAUUGUGUCACCUAAGACUAGUCAAAUACAAACAGUUAAGAGAACAUGUAUGGGAACACACAGAUGAGACCCCUUAUAAAUGUCAUGUGUGUGAGGUUAAGUAUAGGUUCAGUGAUUUACUUGUAGAGCAUCUUCAUGCCAUUCAUCAAUAUAAAUUAAUCAAUGAAAGAAAUCUCUAUAAGUGGUUACCAGGGCGUAAUGGGAAAUAUAGAGAAAUAAAACCAGUAGUUAAAGAUAACUGUGAAGAGAGAUUGGAAGAUAUAGACACUAGUUUGGAUAAUGUUGCUGAAGUUAUGGUGAUUACAGAUAAAGAUGUUUGGACUAGUAAAAAUGAAGCAGACACGUCAGUAGAUAGUGAAAUAGUUGUUGCUGGGAAAUUGGACAAAGUUUCAAAAGAGGAAGUUGAUGACCAUAGUCAACCUUUAAAAUCAGAAGAGAGUGCUGUUCAGAAAUCACCUGAAAGAAAUACCUCGGCUAAUUCGGAGUUAGAGAGCGAAAAGUGUAUUCCAAACAAGAGUGAUGCAGAAGUAAAUAAAUCUACUGUAAAUGCAAAUCAUUCUGUGGGUGAAAAGGAAAGUACUGAAGAUGGAGACAAAGAUGAUCAAGCUGUGGGGAAAAAUUUUAAAAAAGUGGAACAGGAGAUUGUAAAUGUGGGAGAGGUCACUGUAGAAUUAAAAGAGAAAUGUACAAAGGCAAGAGAAUCAUCUGAAAAAUUAGGAGUGGUUACUGCAGAGAAUGAAGAUGAGAAGUCCAAUAUAGACUCAAAGGCUGAAGAAGAAGAAACAGAUUUGGAAGCACAGAGUGAAAAGAUUGAAGGAGUUACCACAGAAUUAAGAAAGGAAACUCCAGCUGCAGGAAAUGAGAGCAUACAGACAGAUUUUGCUAAUCAAGAAAAGGUAUCUAAAUGUGUGGACAAAUUGAACACAAAGAGUGGGGCAAAACCUGACACUCAAGACUCAGGGAAGUUAAGAAGUAUAGUAGCUGAAGAUGAGGAAGGUUUUGCAGAAAAUGGAGAAGGCCUUUUGUCAAAUGUAGAAAACCUUGAAAGUGUCAUAGAAACCAUUCAGCUUACUGAUAAAUAUCUUGAAACUUGAACACACUAUACCAAGAGUCCUAACAAUACCUAUGUCUUUGAAAUUUUUUACUAUUUUCUUUGCUGUUAUUGGAAAUUUAGUUUAAAUCAUAUUGUUUCUUCACUAUGCACAUAUGUAUUAUUUAUGUUUUAUUAUUUGAUCUGAUAUGUAGUAUUAGACAUAAACAGUAAAAAAACUGUUUGUUACUAAACCACCACAAAUGUGCCAUGUUUUGACCAAAAUAUAUUUUGAUGUCACAAAUUAUUCUGAACGCAUUUCAGGGAUAUCUCCACCUCUUAAUUUGUGAUACCUAUUUUGGAGUUACAGUAUAUGAUAUGUAUAUAACUAGGUGAUAAGGAACUUUUUUAAGUGAUUUAUUAGACCUAAGUACAAAUAAAUAAUAUUAUAGGAA